AUGAUAACCAAGUAUUUCACCAAGGUAGUGGUUAAAUUUGAUCCAUUCUCAUCUAGUGCGAAGCCGGCAAGGCUCUUUCUUUCAAGAAUACCAACUUCUAUGAAGGGAACAUGCAAUAUAGACUACAAAGUGUUAACUAAAGAAUCUCCCAUCAAUGAAAGGCCAACGAUAGAAGUAACGUUCAAAGAUAAACAUACGAUGAAGGCUGAUCCAGAAACAAUGGAAUUUAAGGAAGUAACAGAAUAUUUCAAUGGUCAUUCGAGAAGAUUAGCUUUAAAAGAAGCCAUAUCUGAAUAA
Molecule: messenger RNA, 297 nt
Organism: Priceomyces carsonii
Lineage: Eukaryota; Fungi; Ascomycota; Pichiomycetes; Serinales; Debaryomycetaceae
Product: mitochondrial 54S ribosomal protein mL53
Exons: 1
Coding region: 1-297 (98 amino acids)
Cellular component (GO): mitochondrial large ribosomal subunit
Molecular function (GO): structural constituent of ribosome
Source: RefSeq, a predicted model, not a curated record